Molecule: messenger RNA, 2849 nt
Organism: Chelonia mydas (Green sea turtle)
Lineage: Eukaryota; Metazoa; Chordata; Testudines; Cheloniidae
Gene: TMEM174
Product: transmembrane protein 174
Exons: 1
Coding region: 1800-2465 (221 amino acids)
Source: RefSeq, a predicted model, not a curated record
CUUCUUGCGGUCCCUUCCAACCCUACAUCUCUAUGGUUCUGUGAUUCCAUGAUGCUGCACUUAUAUAUUAAAUUAUAUUAUAUAUAAAUUUCAACCUAGAAACAGAAAACGGGGGUUAGUUUACGGAGGACAGUUGGAGUUUUAACUUAAAUACUUCAAAUUCUACCAUCCACCCCAAACAGCAGAACGCUGCUCUAGCUCAUUUUAAGAAACUCAAGCUAGCAAUGGCCAAGAAAGAAGUCAAUUGUACUGUUCAGUUCCACCUCUUGUGUAGCUAUUAGUAAGAUGGGUCCUAGAAUAUAGGUGAUACUUACAGGAUGGUAGAUCAUGUAUCCGGGUACACAGUAACUAAAAUAAAUGUAGGGUCAUUGUAAAUAACUAAGUGAAGAAGCACUCACAGGAAAAAGGGUUUACCUGAUCCUUGAAUGUAUAAAUGGGAAUAUCAGCUAGGAAUAGAGAUGUGACAUUACAUCUGUCUACAUCAGCGGUAAUAAUGUAUCUAAUUCUAGUAUCUACAUUUUAAAGGGAAUGUUGGAAAAAUUGGAGAGAGUUCAGAGAUGAUCUGCAAGAAUGGUUUAUGGUCUGGAAAACGUAAGAGAUUAAAAGAAUUUACUCCAUUUAGUUUAUUGAAGAUAAAGUUAAAAGCUGACAAUCUCAAUCUAUAAUUACCUACACAGGAAGAAGAAAUCUGAUACUUCAGGGCUCUUUAAUCUUUCAGAAAGAUCCUGUGGUAGGACGUUGUGUAGUCACAUUGCUUAAUGGACUACUGGCAGGCGCUCAUAUAUAACAGUGAUGAGUACAGUAGAGCGGUGUUUCUCAACGACCGGUCUGUGGAGUGGCACCGAUCCCUGAGAUCUCCCUGACACAGUUUAGGAAGGCAGCAAGCUAGUCCCCGGUAUCAAAAAGGUUGAGAAACUCUGCUGUAGAGACCCUAUGUAGAUUAGAAAUUGUCAGAGCUCAAACUAGGAAAAAAUACAUGUUUUUCCCAGAGACAGCGAUUGAAUAUUGGAACAGCUUCUUGAGGGCUGUGGUAGAUUCCUCAUCACUUUGAGUCUCUAAGAUAAUGCUCUUGGUCAACAACAAAUUUAAUAGGAUUAAAACAGAAAUAAGUGAGUGAACUCCUAGGGCCUGUGUUAUGCAGGUGGUCAGCUUAGAUGAUCAUCAUGGCCCCUUUGGGCCCUAAAAUUCAAAAAUCUUUAAUAGUUUUGUUUUAAAUCAUGGAAGUUCUGGACUCCAGGCAAAGCUGUGAUAGAAGUCCAGCCUUAGCUAUAAGUAUCACACUACUGAGUGUUGUGAAGCAUUCAGACUAAAGAUGUUCUACUUGUGGUGUAUUUUUCUGAGAUAUGACCCUGCAGAUUUUGGUUGUGGGAGUGAUUGCCCCCAGGAGAUUAACUAAGUCAUCACAGUGCUGGUGACUAAAUGUAUGUUGGAAGCAUCAACUGCAGUUGAGAUAUGGCAGCGGUAUGUCUUUCCCAGUAAGCACUGAUGCUAUGAGGAACAGCCAAAGUUAAAGAAUAGGAUAAAUAGAGGGACAAACAGCCAUGAAAUAUUAAAGCAGUUUCCAGAAGCAAGCACCAUAGCAAUAGAUAAUUCAAGGCAUUUUAAAUGAACCACUUCAGGCUUCACUUCCCAGACCUUUAUUCCUCCAAGCAAAGUUUAUUCCUUCACAUGAUGCACUCUGUUAACCAUACACAUGCAAAGUUCUUAUAUAACUAAUCUGAUCCUUUGACUUCAAAUGCUACCUAAGAUCUCUUACAAAUUCCAUCUCACUUGAGACCAAAGUGAAUUGGUGUGUAGCAAUGGAGCAGAACAACAACAGUGUAAAAGAUUUCUCUUUCAAUGUAUUUUCUGUCACUCCAUAUCAGCCCAACAGAUCUGAUGUCCUGGUGUCAGAUGAUGACAAAGCUGGUGCCACUUUACUCUUUACAGGUGUUUUUUUCGGGAUGGUGGGGAUCACUUUCACAGUGAUGGGAUGGAUCAAAGAUGCUGGCAUUAUUCACUUUGAGUGGACUCAAUUAUUAGGGCCUAUUCUGCUCUCUGUUGGUGUGGCUUUUGUUCUGAUUUUCAUGUGCAAAUUUAACAUUCUGACAUGUAAUUCUUGCAAAGAAUGUGAUGAAAGUGCAUCAGCUACAGACCAGUCUCCAAGUGGACAAUCCUUUGUUUUCACUAGAAUUAACCAACCUAUAACUUUUCAUGGUGCUACAGUGGUACCGUACAUCCCUCUUCCUCAUCCAGCCCAGGAAGGCAUUGCUGUGCAUCCAGUGCUCAGUUACUGCGGUGUUGCUUCAUCCAGUCGAUCAACAAUUCCUUCCCCAACCUCUCCUCUGUACUCAAACUCUCAUACUGUCCAUUCUCUGGAUAACCCAGCUAUUACUGAAAAUGAAAACUACCCUGUUUAUCUGGUAGCAGACACAAGAGAUGAGAGGUCAAAAUGUUUAUUAGUUAAUAUGGAUAUAGUUAUUUGAAAUUUUAAAGCGCUUCAUGAGCGCUAAGUAGUAUUGUUAUUAUUAGUGCUAUGUAGUAUUGUUAUCCAAUCAACUGUUAUUGAACCCCAAGGUUGUGGUGCUUUUUGUGUACAGCAUUAUUCAUGUAUUUAUAUUUUAAUAUGCGUGCUCUGAUUUAUGUCUAUGUGGUAUCUUGUAUAAUUUACCUGGGAAAUGGUAAUGUCAAAAAUUUGUUAAAAUCGCCAUCUUGAAUGGUGUCUAGUAGUUGUUUGGCAGGCAUAUUGGCUACCCUUCUCUUUGGAACUUUUGUUUGAGUUUGGCACUCUUUUGUGGAAAGGCGGGAAAAGGACUGGUCAGGUGGUCACUAAACUGCCUAGAGACUAGAGGAUAUAAAAGACCCACACA